Molecule: messenger RNA, 891 nt
Organism: Phytophthora infestans T30-4
Lineage: Eukaryota; Oomycota; Peronosporomycetes; Peronosporales; Peronosporaceae
Exons: 4
Coding region: 1-891 (296 amino acids)
Source: RefSeq, a predicted model, not a curated record
AUGAAGCUAUUCCUGCCUAACGGCUUUGUGCUCGAUGAAUUCUCUCCGGAUUACUGCGACCCAGUUCAACGUGUUGGCUUGGAGGCCGAAGAAGGGUUUUACAAUUCUUUCGAGGAAAGCGGUACUAAGCAGAAUAAUGGCUUGAGCGUACUGAAGCAACUAAGCAAAUUUUACCGUGAAGGAGCAGUUAGAGCUUUUAUUAAGCGACAUUACCCUCGUGUAAAAUUUUCGGACAAAGCCAUUCGACUACUGAGACUCAAGCUUCCCCAAGCUGAAUCAAACUCCAGUGAGCUCGCUAGUCUACUGUCCGAAGCGUUCACCGCCCUUCUCCAAGGUGGAAGGCGCCGCAUCGAAGGCAGCCACGUCAGAGCAUGGCCAGGCUUACCGCGCGAGUCGAGUGACGCAGCCGAGCAAAAAGAGCCGACAUUCUCGAAUAAUGACACCGCCGACAGCGACCACAGCAACAGCGACGUUAUCUGGAUCCCACCGCCGCGCGUAGCCGAGGUGAAGUUGACGCCGCGUCAAGCUCUUGGGGAUGGCGAUAGCAGCAGUAGCGACGAAAAGACGGAGCCGACCGAGGCCUUGGCAGCUGGGAACUACUAUGCUCGCAGCAUCUCCAACUCCUACAUCAGGGAUGGGCGGCGCGUGUAUGUAGCUGACUGGGAAGCAACCGAGGAGCCUGCGGCCAACCUUCCUCCUAGAAUGGUCGCGGCCUUCAACCGCCGUCGCAGAGAUCAGGUUCGUCGAGCCUCCAUAGAAGACGAAGCUGGUCACACCCGCGAGCGCCGUCGCUCUUCCGCUGAAGCACCAAGUUCACGUCGUCGGCCACUUCGCCGUCUCCGCAGGAGCGCGUAUUCGUCAGCUAUUGGCUGGUGGUUUGUUUGGCGCUGA